CGUCACUGGCUGAGGUAAACUCAUUCAGUCCUUCAAUGCCAGUAUCCCCCUCAUCCAUGCUAAACCAGUAUAAAUUUGAAGAUGAACCAGAAUUAAGAGAUCUCUUCAUUACAGUGGAUGAUCCUGAAAGCCACAUUACAGCCAUUGAAACAUUUAUUACAUACAGAGUAGUCACAAAGACAUCUCGUGGUGAAUUUGACUCCAGUGAAUAUGAAGUUCGAAGACGAUAUCAGGAUUUCCUUUGGUUGAAGAGCAAACUUGAAGAAGCACAUCCAACACUGAUUAUUCCUCCAUUGCCUGAAAAAUUCAUAAUGAAAGGAAUGGUGGAACGAUUUAGUGAUGAAUUCAUUGAGACUCGAAGAAAAGCUUUACAUAAAUUUUUGAACCGUAUUGCUGAUCAUCCAACUUUAACUUUUAAUGAAGACUUCAAAAUUUUUCUUACUGCACAGGCCUGGGAACUCUCCUCACACAAGAAGCAGGGUCCCGGUUUGCUGAGCAGGAUGGGACAGACGGUCAGAGCUGUAGCAUCCUCAGUAAGAGGGGGAGUUAAAAAUCGUCCUGAAAUGUUUACAGAAAUGAACAAUUACAUGGAAACAUUUAGUCAGAAAAUAAACGUACUAGACAAAAUAGCUCAUAGAAUUUACAAGGAAGAAAGGGAGUAUUUUAAUGAAAUGAAGGAAUACAGCCCUGUCCACACACUCUGGUCAGCAUCGGAAGAAGAUAUAGCAGACUCCCUAAAAGGUGUUGCCAGCUGCAUCGACAAGUGUUGCAAGGCUACGGAGAAGCGAAUGGCAGGGCUCUCGGAAAACCUGCUGCCGAUUUUACAUGAAUAUGUUCUCUACAGUGAAAUUCUGAUGGGUGUUUUGAAAAGGAGAGACCAAAUUCAAGGCGAGCUCGACUCCAAAGUUGAUGCUUUAGCCAAUAAAAAGGCAGAAAAGGACCUGUUCUCAGAAGAGAUUGGGAAACUUGAAGACAAAGUCGAAUGUGCCAAUAAUGCUCUGAAAGCGGAUUGGGACAGGUGGAAGCAAAACAUGCAGUGUGAUAUGAGAUCAACGUUCACCAAUGUGGCUGAGAAUAAUCUCCGUUAUUAUGAAGAGUGCCUUGCUACAUGGGAGUCCUUCCUAGCAUCUCAAACAGUGGAUCUUCACGUGGAAGAAGAUUCUGAAGAUAGGCCUUGAGUAAUAUCUCUGCUCGAUCUCUGCCUUUUCUCUGCAGUUUCUCCCAACCAAAGAAGUGCUUUAUACAAGAUCAGAUACAUUAUUAAAUUUAACUGUUAAUAAUCAGUGAAAUGCGGGAAACCAGCUUAUUGAAAACUCAGGUAUUCUAGUCCUGAAAUACGUUUUGGAACAUGCUAUAAAUUGCUUUAUAUUGCUUAGCUGUGAUUUUACAUAUUUUUAUGCAAGUGUUUGCAUACAAUUGUUUUCAUAAAUAUUGCAUAAUUUGGAUAUAAAGUAUUUUAAAUAUGUACAAAUAGCUCCAUUUUAAUAAAAAGUUUAAUAA
This is a messenger RNA of Pygoscelis adeliae (Adelie penguin), 1500 nucleotides long. RefSeq names its product sorting nexin 7 (gene SNX7). Gene Ontology annotation, molecular function: phosphatidylinositol binding. The transcript is spliced from 8 exons. Bases 36 to 1178 code for a protein of 380 amino acids. The record is from RefSeq and is a predicted model, not a curated record. NCBI's taxonomy places the organism in Eukaryota, Metazoa, Chordata, Aves, Sphenisciformes, Spheniscidae.